Molecule: messenger RNA, 727 nt
Organism: Musca domestica (house fly)
Lineage: Eukaryota; Metazoa; Arthropoda; Insecta; Diptera; Muscidae
Exons: 3
Coding region: 278-598 (106 amino acids)
Source: RefSeq, a predicted model, not a curated record
UUGAGGACAUCGACAGACCGACGAGUUUAAAUGUUGCAUUUAUUUGUUCGAAAUGAUUGAUGGAUUUUAAUUACGCUUCAACGUUUACGUCAGAAUCGAGCAAGAUGGCGAUAACAGCGAUAGUGAUUUGAAUCUCGAUUUGAUUGGCUUGGCCGUUUAUUUUUUCAAUAAAUACAUAUAACAAAUAUGUGCGUAUUUUAUUUAUCAAAGACAUAGCUCAUCGUAAAACAGCAACGCCUUCUAAAUUUAGUUCCGUUUCGUCCAUUCACAAAUUAAGAUGAAAUUCAUUGGUGGUGUUCUUAUCCUUGUGGCCUCCUCGUUGUUGGUGGCAUUCGUGGUGUGUGACGAGGCCAGAGGAUUUUUCAAAGAUUCAGACCAUCCUGGCAGAUGUGUACAUGAAGGAUUAUUUUUAUUACCCGGCGAACAGGGCAAGCCACGAGGACAGUGCAUGCUAUUCCUGUGCGACAACAAAAACGGUUUUGGCAGGAUUCAAGGUUGUCCCUACAAAGCCCCCAUGCCAAAUUGCUCUUUUGGCGAUUACAUCAACAUUGAAGCGCCCUACCCAGAGUGUUGUAACAAACAUCAGAUAUGUCCCUGAACAUUAUGUGUAGAGUGUGUACGUGUGUUUGUUUAGUUUAUAAAUUAUUGAAAUAUUUGUGUUUUAGUGAAAAUAAGUUUAAGAUUUAAAAAAAUUAAUAUAUGAACAAUAACUGUAGAAAAAAAGUAA